This is a messenger RNA of Klebsormidium nitens, 1842 nucleotides long. Lineage: Eukaryota; Viridiplantae; Streptophyta; Klebsormidiophyceae; Klebsormidiales; Klebsormidiaceae. The record is from the annotation of a GenBank genome assembly.
AUGGCUGCUCAGGUUGGCGCCAAGAGGCCUGUGGCAACCAUCACGAGCUUUUUCAAAGUUGCAACAAAGGAGGAGCUUGAGGAGCAACGGAAACGAGAUGCUGUGAGGAGCGCUGAGCGGUUUGCUCAGGCUGCUGCGAAGAGGGAGGAACUUGAGCGUCGUCGUCUGGCAGCCAAGCGGCCAGUUGGGCGGCCAAAGAAGGCCAAGCCAGAGCACCUGUUUGUGCCUCAGAGGACAGAGGAAGCUCCCAGGGCAAAUGUGCCAGGGGUUGAGGGGGACGCAACUCCUGAGGCGGCCGGGGGGAAUGGGGGGGGGGAUGGCACGCAACCGCCUCCAGCAAAGAAGGUCAGGGGAUUCUACACCAACUGGUUUGUCCCUGACCUCUGGGCCCCAAUUGCUGCUGCUGUCAAGAAGCACCCCAGAAGUCUGUAUGAUGCGCUCAAUGCUCUGCAGCACAUUCGGGUUCCUGGCCGUUCGGGGAGUGUGUAUGACAAGCUGACGCUGGGGAGCAUGAAAACCUGGUUUGAGAGGGACCCCGUAACCAACCAGUUCUCCCUAAGGGAAAGGUACGCAGAGGCAGUGCGGUGCUCUAACGCUCAGAAGGCUGCCCGGCUGGCUAAGGAAAUGGAAAAGCCUGGGGGGAUCUUUAAGGGUCAUCCAGAGGUUUUUCGGAAGCUUCUCGCAAUCCUGACAGGGAUGCGAGACGCGGGGCAGCCGGUUGAUAGCUCGAUCAUUCAGUCUGUCAUCCGGGGUACGAUUGAGGCGCUGGCCCCAGAGUUGUUGCAACGGAGGCUCAAGGGGGGGCAGUUGUUUGAAGUCUCUCGGAGCUUUUCCAGGAAGUUUGCCAAUAGGUGGUUGGGGUGGACCUGGCGGAGGGCCACCACGGCCGCCAGUAAGCUCCCUGAUGACUGGGAGCAGCAAGGGGAUGACAUGGCCUUCCGCAUUGCGGCCAUUUGCUAUAAGGACAAUAUCCCCCCUGAGCUCGUGGUGAACUCAGAUCAGACGGGAGUUCACUUGCGCCCGUCCUCAGAUCUCACUUACGAGCAGAAAAAUGUGAAGGAGGUUAAGAUUCUGGGGAAGGAGGAUAAGCGGCAGAUAACCUGUGUCGUAAGCUCUUCAGCAGGGGGGGAGGUGCUGCCUUUGCAGUGCGUCUUUGAGGGGAAGACGUCAGCGGUUGAGCCACAGGGGGUUGAGGCAACAAUUGCAAAGGCGAAGGGUUUUGACCUGACCCACUCAGCAAACCACUGGUCAAACCAGGAGACCUCAAUGUGGUUUGUUGAGCGGGUGCUCGUUCCCUGGCAUGCAAAGAAGUGUGCAGAGUUGGGGCGGAAUGCUCUUGUUCAGAAGAUGAUCUGGUUGGUGGACUGCUGGAAAGUUCACAAGUCGGCGGAGUUUUUGGGGAACAUGGCAGAGAGGUUCCCCCUCGUGAAGGUGCUGUUUGUUCCAGCUAACUGCACAGGGAAGUUGCAGCCAGCAGAUGUGGUGCUUCAGAGGCCAUUCAAGCACCGCUUCCGCCAGCAGUUUAACUCCUGGCAGGCUGCUGAGGUGGCAGCUCAGAUCGAGGGGGGGAUGGGCGAGAUUCAUGAUCUUGCAUUCCAGUCGCGCGCGCUUUCGGAGUGCCUGAAUAGGGGGCUGCUGGCUCGAGAGCAACUUGAGGUUGACUUGGGUGCUGGGCCUGAGGGGGACGCGGAGAUCAUUGAGCAGCAUGAGGGGGCAGCAACCAUGCUGCAGGUGAUGGCAGAGUGUUUGGAGGAGCGUGAUGAGCUUGAGGACAUGGUUUUGGGGGAGUGGCAGGCUGAUUGGGAUGAGGAGCUAGAUGCUGAUGCCUUUGAGCUGGAGUAG